UUCUUUUUUCCUUCUAGACAAACGGAAAAAAAAGAGUUAUUUAUGCUCUUAAUUAAUAAAAAAAAUAUGUUCGUUUCAGACAAAGAUCGACAACCUCGUCUUUAGUGUUGAGAACUGCACGGAGCUUUAAACAUUCUCGCGUCAAAGUCCAGGUUAGAUCGAUCCUAUGAGAAGGCUCUUCUUCAAUGGCGGCUUUAAACUCAGAGAAGAGAUGGAUUUUUCCUCUAGCAAUGGCUUCUCUCAUGUUCAUAUUCCUUGUAGCUGCAUCUUUCAACAUGGGUCUCCUCUCUUCCGUGCGUUCCAUUAAUUCACUCAUCUUCUCCUCAAGUCUCUCGACCACUAACGAGACAAGAGCUGAAUUCGCAGAGUCAAAAGUCAAUAAUAACUCCUCUCAUCCCCCUCCAGUACAGCCUAGUCCUCCUCGCUUUGGUUAUCUAGUUUCAGGGUCAAGAGGUGACUUAGAGAGUCUAUGGAGAGUGUUAAGAGCAUUGUACCAUCCGAGGAAUCAAUACAUUGUUCAUCUCGAUCUUGAGUCUCCUGCUGAAGAGAGGCUUGAGCUAGCUAAACGUGUGAGCGAGGAUCCUGUUUUUACUGACGUUGGGAAUGUUCACAUGAUCACAAAGGCUAACCUCGUUACAUAUCGAGGACCCACAAUGGUAGCCAAUACGCUCCACGCUUGCGCCAUUCUCUUGAAACAGAGUAAAGAUUGGGAUUGGUUCAUCAAUCUCAGCGCCUCUGACUAUCCUCUAGUCACUCAAGAUGAUCUAAUUGAUACAUUCUCGGGGUUGGACCGGAACCUCAACUUUAUCGACCACAGUAGCAAACUAGGCUGGAAAGAAGAGAAACGAGCAAAGCCACUGAUCAUAGACCCGGGGCUUUACUCCACAAAAAAGUCAGAUGUCUUCUGGGUUACACCACGCAGAACCAUGCCAACUGCAUUCAAACUAUUUACCGGUUCCGCUUGGAUGCUCUUAUCUCGGUCGUUCGUAGAAUAUUGCAUUUGGGGAUGGGACAAUCUUCCACGGACUCUUCUAAUGUACUACACCAACUUCCUCUCUACACCGGAAGGAUAUUUCCACACUGUCAUUUGCAACUCGCCAGAGUACUCUUCCACGGUGGUGAACCACGACAUGCAUUUCAUCUCCUGGGACCGCCCUCCCAAACAGCAUCCUCGGACGCUCAACAUGAAUGAUACAGAGAGGAUGAUUGGAAGCGGAACAGCGUUUGCCCGCAAGUUCAGACACAAUGAUCCUGUCCUGGAUAAGAUCGAUAAAGAGCUGCUCGGUAGAGGUAACGGGAACUUUACGCCUGGUGACAUGGUUCAUGAAUAUUAG
Molecule: messenger RNA, 1334 nt
Organism: Camelina sativa (false flax)
Lineage: Eukaryota; Viridiplantae; Streptophyta; Magnoliopsida; Brassicales; Brassicaceae
Source: RefSeq, a predicted model, not a curated record